Messenger RNA from Cucurbitaria berberidis CBS 394.84, 1017 nucleotides. RefSeq names its product pectin lyase-like protein. Bases 1 to 1017 code for a protein of 338 amino acids. The record is from RefSeq and is a predicted model, not a curated record. The transcript is spliced from 2 exons. Lineage: Eukaryota; Fungi; Ascomycota; Dothideomycetes; Pleosporales; Cucurbitariaceae.
AUGCAUUCUCAACUGCUUACUGCACCAAAGAUCGUCAAACCAGGUCAAUCCAUUCAAAAUGCCAUUGACAAUGCACGCCCCGGAGACGAGAUCACUGUCGAAGCUGGCACUUAUGCUGAGCAGCUAAGCAUCACGAAGAGUAAUAUCAUUCUCAUCGGCAAGGAGGCUAUUCUGAUCCCGCCCAAGACCUUUACUAGGAACCUUUGCUCCGGCCUGAACAAGGGCUUUGCGGGUGUUGAGACAGAAGCCGGUAUCUGUAUCCACGGAAAGGAUGUCAAGCUUGCCGAGUUCGUAGGGGAGCAUCGCAAGGUUCUUUCGGUCGGCGAGUAUAUUGAGAACGUUAUCGUCACUGGUUUUGAGGUCCGCGGCUUCUCUGGCGAAAACAUUGCGGUCGCUGGUGGCAAGAAUGUCAAGAUCACCAAGAACAAGCUAGUAGAUGGUGCUCAAUACGGUUUUUUGACCGUUGGCUCCAAGAACACUCUUGCCGAGAGCAAUACCUUCGAGUCUACGACUGCCGCCGUUCUUUUUAUCGCUUUAUGCAUGGACGACCAAUCCGACGCCAAGUUCAAGGGGAACAACAUAUCUGGAUACUACAUUGCGCUCUGCACGCAAACGCCUGGCGGAGUGGUCAAGAAGAACAAGGUCAAGAACUGUUGCAUCGGACCCUUCGUCGACCCCGGCAUCAAGGGAGCAAAGAUAAUCGCCAACACUAUCACCAACCGCAACCCUGCCUGCCCGUCUGGCAAAGAUAGUGCUGGCGCUGGCAUCAUCAUCUUUGGAGCCAGCAACACGAUUGUCGAUGAGAACACGAUCGAAAACAUCAACAAUAAUGGAACGGGUGUUGGCAUUUUCAUCAACGAUGAUCUUGUCACCGGCGCAAAGGCUUCAGGUAAUGUUGUCAAGAGGAACUCGCUGAAGUUCAACGAUUUCGAUAUCUUCAACAAUGCGACGACGACGGAUAAUGUAUUCGUAACUAAUAAGUGUACUAUGUCGGCACCGGGAGACUACUGCGAUUGA